GAAGUCAGGAGCCAGGAGCUUCUUCCAGGUCUCCCACACAGGUGCAGGGGCCCAACUACUCGGGCCAUCUUCUCCUGCUUUCCGAGGCCACAGCAGAGAGCUGGGUUGGAAGUGGAGCAGCCAGGACUCUAACCAGCGCCCAUACGGGAUGCUGGCCCUGCAGGCUUUAUCUGUUAUGCCAUAAUGCAAGCCCCGGUUGUUUAUUCUGUACCACUGUGGAGUGCGGUUGUAAAAAUGGGACAGUUACCAGAACAUGGUCCACUUUCCUCAGGGAAAGUCAUGUUGGAGACCAGCCCUCCUGAGCUUUAACGCAGGCACAACAGUGUCGGAAAGAUGAUGAUGGAGACACGAUUGUUGUUGAAAAGGACCAUUUUAUGGACGAUUUCUUCCAUCAGGUUGAAGAGAUUAGAAACAGCAUCGCAAAGAUAGCGCAGGACGUGGAGGCCGUGAAGAAGGACCACAGCAUCAUUCUUUCUGCUCCAAACCCCGAAGGAAAAAUAAAAGAAGAGCUUGAAGAUCUGAACAAAGAAAUCAAGAAAACUGCUAAUAAAAUUCGAGCCAAAUUAAAAUCCAUUGAACAAAGUUUUGAUCAGGAUGAGAGUGGGAACCGAACUUCUGUGGAUCUUCGGAUACGAAGAACCCAGCAUUCAGUGCUGUCUCGAAAGUUUGUGGAAGUCAUGACGGAGUAUAACGAAGCACAGACUCUGUUUCGGGAGCGCAGCAAAGGCCGUAUACAGCGUCAGCUGGAGAUAACUGGGAGGACUACGACCAGUGAGGAGCUGGAGGAGAUGCUGGAGAGCGGGAAGCCUUCCGUCUUCAUCUCCGACAUCAUUUCAGACUCACAGAUCACUAGACAAGCUCUCAAUGAGAUUGAGUCGCGCCACAAAGACAUCAUGAAGCUGGAGAGCAGCAUCCGGGAGCUGCACGAGAUGUUCAUGGACAUGGCCAUGUUCGUCGAGACACAGGGUGACAUGAUCAACAACAUAGAAAAAAACGUUAUGAAUGCUGCAGACUAUGUAGAACAUGCUAAAGAAGAAACUAAGAAAGCUAUCAAAUAUCACAGCAAAGCCAGAAGGCAACAACGUUGUCCUAGCAACCAUUCCCAAGAGCUGUCUAUCCCUGGAGACCAGACCACAUCAGCAACAAAAUCCACUUCUUGUCACUUGGUGAAGGCAUCGCGGCCGCCGCGACGUUGACACGGGCUCCUGUGUCAGCGGAGCACAGCAGGGCGUGGUGUUAGGAAAGCCCCAGGGCAGGCGGGUGCUCGGAGGGAGCCCCAGUGUCCUGGACUCCGAGCCACGCACCGCGGACGCCUACCAAUGUGAAACCUGUCUCAGUGGCCUUGAAAUAAGGAAUUAUUGAAAAUUUCAAUUUUUAAAAACAUUUCAGUGUUAAAAAUGUAAGUGAAGUUUGAUUAGGAGUACUUUAUGUUAUGAAGCUGUUAGAUUUCUGGUCUAAGGCUUUCUUUUCCGCCUCUCCCAGCUAAUAUGUGCUAAUGAUAUUUUUUGUACUGUGUUUAAUUUGUGUUUAGGUCUUGUUCGCAGAAAUAAUUUUUAUUAUCACAGAAUUGUUUUGUAAUAUAUCUGUAAUUUUGAGCAUUUAUAAAUGUUUAAUAUAUUAACGUCUUCAUUACCCUAUUUUCUAUGCUAAAUGUUGCCUUCUGAAUGAAGUAGGAGGCUUCGUGACACUAGCACCAUCGGUGCCCGUUUACAACUUGCCGUCGUCGCAGGAGCACCGGCUGCACGGCCUCAGAGCUCCUGCAGGUGCCUCUGUUGGUGCUGACUCACAGGUGCCCCAGAAAGCUCCGGAUGCUUGUAUUUAGCUCCGUGUCUCUGUCCCACCACCCGCGCUAAUAAACACCCAGUUACUGCUCUGGAAAGACAUGGCCUCUUCUUUGUUCAUGAUGACAGGCUGUGCUGCCCUGUGGGAGUCAAUGAUGCUGCGCUCAGGAGCGCGGCCGAUGAGAGUGCGUGCGCUCUCGGCUCCAGAAGGUUGUUGUAGACAUGGAGUGUUCUCCCAGGCCUACGCUCUGUACACAUCCCUCGGAUGCCCUUGGUGGGAGCCUCGUAUGUGGCUGGAGGGAGGAAGGUGAUCCCAGAGUUACGGGAAUCCAGAGUCAGACCUUGAUUGCUUGUUAAUGUUUCAGCGUAAGCGCAGGGCUUGUUCUCAGACUUGUACGGUGGGCAUCUGUGAAAAGAGGAACUGGUGAGGCUGUCAGUGACCACAUGAGAGGCACCCAGGAGGUAGCCGAGUCCUCUCGCUCCCGUGGGUGACUGUACCGCAGCGUCCUCCGGCUGGAGCUCAGCGCCGUGUGGUUGAUUCCAGAGAGAGUGAGCGCUCAGUGAACAGGCCAGAAGCCGUGGUCCCCACUCGUCCUGCCUCACACGUCCCAGUGUAUGUGUGCCUGGCAUCGGUGGCCUCAGGCACGUGGCCCCGGGCUCACCGUGGGGGGAACCCGGCUCUGACCCGGCCGGCAGGUGGGGAGUGCUCACUGCUUGUGCCUGCCUAGACGUGUCAGAUGUUUACAGAUCAUGCUUGUGUUGCUGUCCACACGAUUAUGUCCCGGGUAGCGGCUUCUGCGCUGGUUGGGUCGUCCCAUUCACGUCCCUCCGUGUCUUCAAGUUCAGGCUCGUCGCACCCUUCACGGGCUUCUUCGUAGACUUGAGGUGGUCCUGCACCUGUGUUUCACUGCUGAAGUCACAGAAAUGCUUCUUGAUUUAUGUGUAGAUACUGCUGUCACUUGUAGCUGACAUGUUUCUAUGUUGAAGCCUCAUGUACCAAUUUGAAACCAGAUUUUUAGCAAUAUAUUUACAGAUUUAUUUGUUACUUUUUUAUUGUUUCCUCAAAUAUUUCGUGUUUACAUUUAAAAACUUCCCAGAGAAGCAAAAAAGAAAUCCUUGCUUUCUACUUUGUCAUUUCUGGAAAGAUUUUGGGAACUUACUUUAUUGCAUAUCAGUUAAUAAAUUGUUCUAAGAAAAUUA
Messenger RNA from Oryctolagus cuniculus (rabbit), 2981 nucleotides. NCBI's taxonomy places the organism in Eukaryota, Metazoa, Chordata, Mammalia, Lagomorpha, Leporidae. The record is from RefSeq and is a predicted model, not a curated record.